AUGAUCGUGUGUCCCCAGAGCGUGCAGCAUCCCCAAGGGAGUCGGUGCCAGCGGCUGCCGGGACAGGUGGUAAAGAUGUCCAGCAGCGACCCCGAGCGCCCCCAGCUGCUGUUUGUGAAGGUGCUGGCAAACCGAGGGCGGCUGGAGGCAGUGACCCAGCAGAUGGGCUACCAUCCACAGUACCUCGACAGCUUCCUCAAGACGCAGCACUACCUGAUGCACAUGGACGGGCCACUGCCCUUCGACUGCCGCCACUACAUUGCCAUCAUGGCAGCUGCCCGGCACCACUGCCGCUACCUGGUGAACCUGCACGUGCUGCAGUUCCUGCAGGCGGGGGGCGAUCCCCAGUGGCUGCGUGGCCUCGACUACAUCCCCCCCAAAAUCCGCAACCUCAAUGAGAUCAACAAGAUCCUGGCACACCGGCCGUGGCUCAUCACCAAGGAGCACAUUGAGAAGCUGCUGAAGAUCAGUGAGUGGAGCUGGUCGCUGGCAGAGCUGGUGCACGCUGUUGUCCUCCUGGCACACUGCCAUGCCCUUGCCAGCUUUGUCUUCGGCUGUGGCUGCGAGCAUGACGAGGGGCUGGGGGGCCGAGGUUCACUGAAGGCCUUGUCCCCUGGCACCCAGUGCUUCUGUGAAUCCAGCAACAGCUGUGGCCAGGAGCUGCUGCGCAUCAGCCGCAAGCAGUCCCUGGACUCCUGCAUGGAGCUGGAUUCUCUGCGGGAACGCAUGCAGCAGAUCCACGUGGAGACCGAGGGCAGGGAAGAGAUGAGGCUGCUGCAGCAGGAUCAGGAGGAAGCUGAUCCCAUCGGGGAAGUCACCGGUGCCACCAACCUUGCCUGCUACAUGCAGGACCCUGACUUUGGAUACCAGGACUUUGCACGGCGUGACGAGAAUCAGACGCAGGUAUUCAGAGUCCAGGAUUACUCCUGGGAGGACCAUGGCUUCUCGCUGGUCAACCGGCUCUACUCGGACAUUGGGCAUCUUCUAGAUGAGAAGUUUCGGAUGGUGGAUGGCCUGCAAAGCACAGCCAUGGCCAAGAGGCAGGGCUGUGAACCCUCUGUCUUCAAGCGGGGCAUCUGGAACUAUAUCCACUGCAUGUUUGGCAUUAGGUACGAUGACUAUGACUAUGCAGAGGUGAACCAGCUGCUGGAGAGGGUGCUCAAGGUGUACAUCAAAACCGUCACCUGCUACCCAGAGAAGACCAAUACCGAGAUGUUCAACAGGUUCUGGAAGCAAUUCAAGCACAGUGAAAAGGUCCAUGUGAACCUGCUGAUCCUGGAGGCCCGGAUGCAGGCAGAGCUGCUGUACGCACUGCAGGCCAUCACCCAGUACAUGAUCUCCUAG
Molecule: messenger RNA, 1344 nt
Organism: Indicator indicator
Lineage: Eukaryota; Metazoa; Chordata; Aves; Piciformes; Indicatoridae
Product: sestrin-3-like
Exons: 10
Coding region: 1-1344 (447 amino acids)
Biological process (GO): negative regulation of TORC1 signaling; cellular response to L-leucine; positive regulation of macroautophagy
Cellular component (GO): nucleus
Molecular function (GO): L-leucine binding; oxidoreductase activity, acting on peroxide as acceptor
Source: RefSeq, a predicted model, not a curated record